Messenger RNA from Nanorana parkeri, 3867 nucleotides. It is a transcript of the gene SNX13, whose product is annotated as sorting nexin 13. Gene Ontology annotation, molecular function: phosphatidylinositol binding. Bases 189 to 3068 code for a protein of 959 amino acids. NCBI's taxonomy places the organism in Eukaryota, Metazoa, Chordata, Amphibia, Anura, Dicroglossidae. The transcript has 26 exons. The record is from RefSeq and is a predicted model, not a curated record. Gene Ontology annotation, cellular component: early endosome.
CCCAAAACAACAUGGCGGCUCUUCCGGAGGCGGUCGAAGGGUAGGGGUGGGUCAGACUGUGGAGCUACCGGAGGCCGUGGGCAUACGGGGUCGGCCAGGGUCUGGGCUCACAUCCGUGCCGAGGAUAGCCCUCCUCCCUAGGAUUAUAAUGCUGCGCUGCUAGGACAUUACACUGGCCGGAGAGAACCAUGAUCCCAAAGGCCAGCCUUUCCAUAUGGGGAUGGGGAAGUCUUGGCGUAGUGCUCUUCCUGAUAACUUUUGGGCCUUUUGCUAUAUUUUAUUUUGCCUUCUAUAUCCUCUGCUUUGUUGGUGGUGGUUUUGUUGUCACGCUUCUGUUUGGGAAAAUAAACUCUGAAAAGUACCUUGAGAGGUGUGAGCACUCCUUUCUACCUCCGAGCUCGGCUGGAAUCCCCCGGUGCUUGGAGGAAAUGAAACGGGAAGCUAAAACCAUCAAAAUUGACAGAAGAGUCACAGGUGCCAAUAUGAUUGAUGAGCCCCUGCAGCAAGUAAUACAGUUUUCCUUGAGGGACUACGUCCAAUAUUGGUAUUACACGCUCAGCGAGGAUGAAUCAUUUCUCCUUGAAAUCAGGCAAACAGUUCAGAAUGCACUUGUUCAAUUUUCCACUCGGUCAAAAGAAGUGGACUGGCAGCCUUAUUUUACCACCCGGUUAGUAGAUGACUUUGCCACGCAUCUCCGAGCAUUCAGGAAAGCUCAGCACAGAAUGGCAGAAUGGAAAGAGGAUCAAAAGAAAGAUGCAGCAGAAGACCUUGUAGAAACGUUUUUCGAGGUCGAAGUUGAAAUGGAAAAAGUUGUCUGCCGAGACCUCAUCUGCACAUCUUCUAAAGAUGAGGAAGGUUUCCUGAAGGAUUUAUGUGAAGUUUUACUGUAUUUAUUGCUACCUCCUGGAGACUUCCAGAAUAAGAUCAUGCGAUACUUUGUGAGGGAAAUCCUUUCACGAGGAAUUCUUCUUCCUUUAAUUAAACAGCUCAGUGAUCCUGAUUAUAUUAAUCAAUAUAUAAUUUGGAUGAUUAAUGAUUCCUAUUGCAACUACGAGGCCUUCAUGAAUGUUAUUAAAUUAAGCAACAAUGCUGGAGAGUUGGAAGCUGUGAGGGACAAAGCUGCUGAAGAACUGCAGUGGCUGCGAUCAUUAGAUACUGUAGGAGCUGAUAUCAACACUAUAAAAAACCAGAUCCACAGUGUACUGUUUGUAAAGAAAGUAUGUGAAACAAGAAUACAGAGGUUGCAGUCGGGAAAAGAAAUUGAUACUGUGAAGUUGGCUGCAAACUUUGGAAAACUUUGCACAGUCCCCCUGGACAAAAUUCUUGUACACAACGUUGCACUACAGUUUUUUCUGGAUUUUAUGCAGCAGACAGGAGGGCAAGCACAUCUCUUCUUCUGGCUUACGGUGGAGGGAUAUCGGGUGACGGCUCAGCAACAGCUUGAGGUGUUGCGUAGUCUGCAACAAGAUGGAAAACAUCAAACCAACCAAACUAAGGGCCUUUUAAGAUCUGCUGCGUUUGGAGUUUUUGAUCAGUAUUUAUCAGAAAAGGCAUCGCCCAGAGUCCAGAUUGAUGAAUAUUUAUUAGCAAAACUGGAGGAAUUGUUAAGCAAUGAAGAACCAACACCAGAGAUCUUUGAUGAGAUUCAGAGAAAGGUAUAUGACAUGAUGCUGCGGGAUGAAAAGUUUUACCCCUCCUUCCGUCACAAUGCUCUCUAUGUUCGGAUGCUUGCAGAGCUGGACAUGUUGAAAGAACCUAGCUUUAAAGGAUCUGAUGAUGGAGAUGGAGAAUCUUUCAACGGAUCACCAACAGGCAGCAUAAAUUUGUCGCUUGACGACCUGUCAAAUGUCAGCACUGAAGAGGUGAUACAGAUCCAUGCUUAUAUUUCUGACACUGGAGUUUGUAAUGAACAUGGCAAAACCUAUGCACUGUACACCAUCACUGUCCAGAGGCGGAGCGCAGAUGGCAUUGUAGACUCUUGGAAUACCUAUCGCCGAUACAGUGACUUUCAUGACUUCCACAUGCGGAUCACUGAACAGUUCGAGAACCUUGUCACUAUCUUGAAGCUGCCAGGAAAAAAGACAUUCAACAAUAUGGAUAAAGAAUUUUUAGAAAAAAGAAAAACUGAUUUGAAUGCAUACUUACAGAUAUUGCUAACUCCUGAGUUGUUAAAAGCCAACCAACAUCUUGCUGUUAUUGUAUUUACUUUUCUUGAAAACAAACCUUACAACAAGGGAAAAGGGGACUUUGCCCGCAAGAUGGACACCUUUGUAAACCCUCUGCGCAAUUCGAUGCGGAAUGUUUCCAAUGUUGUGAAAUCUUUUCCUGACAGCUUGGCAGAAGGCAUGAAUAAGAUGUCUGAUAAUAUGGGCAAAAUGUCAGAAAGACUGGGACAAGAUAUAAAGCAAUCAUUAUUUAAGGCUCCAAUUAUUGUACCGAAAGCAGAUUCAGAUCCUCAGCAUUGUCGAGUGUCUGCACAGUUGGAUGACAAUGAUGAUGACAAUAUUCCGUUACGAGUGAUGCUGUUACUCAUGGAUGAAGUCUUUGACCUGAAAGAAAGAAAUCAGUGGUUAAAAAGACAGAUUACCAGUCUCCUUCAACAGCUCAUCAAGGCAACAUAUGGAGACACAAUUAAUCGAAAAAUUGUUGAUCACGUGGAGGCCAUGACAUCUCCUGAUCAAGUAGCGGAUUAUGUGAAGAAUUUCAGAGACUCCUUUUGGCCGAACGGAAUAUUGGCAGAAACCACCGCCUUCCGAGACCGCAGUAUACGAAUGCGCACUAGAGUGGCAGGAAAAACAAAGCUGCUGGAAAUUAUGCCAGAUGAACUGAAGCACAUCAUUGGGGCAGAGACAACGCGGAAGGGCAUCCUUCGUGUCUUUGAAAUGUUUCAGGACAGCCAACUAAACAGGAGACUUGUAUAUGUGUUUUUGGAAGGCUUCCUGGAAACAUUAUUUUCACAAUGUAAAUUCAGAGAGCUUUUUAACAAACUGCAUUCCAGGUCGGAGAGAAUGCAGCAAUAUAGACAGAGACCGCAAUCUUCUCAUGCACCUGCCUUACAGAAAAGGUGACACUCCAACCUUUCUAGUUGUGCCCUGAAGACUCUGCAGUGUUUUAUCCUGGAAUUGCUGAACGGCGUUUUGGGGAUACUCUCUGAGGCUUGAAAAAACGACGUUUCCACACCAUUCAUAUCAUGUCUUGUAGAUUAUGAAUUCAUCCACAAGCUGCAUAGCUCUAAUCAUUCUUCCUACUGUUCAAGCAUUCAUCAGUUGGAAUAAGUCUUAACCCACAGAAAAUAAGGACCGCUGCUACCGGAUUUGUCAGGGAAAUGCUUGAUGGAAAAGCUUGAGAUUCCAGUGAUUUGGGAAAAGUGCUAGCUGUAUUUUUCUACAUAUUCUUCAAGCACAAAUGCAUUGCUAUAAUGGAGGAUCAAAUGAGUUGGUGUUGUAAAUGGAUAUUUGUGCAAUGGGCAACACUAUUGUGGUGUGAGUGAAUGCUUGAAAGGUUGCGAUUAAUGUUCCCAUGUAGCAGAAACGUGGAGAUUCAGUGAAUGGUAAUCAAGUAAGGGGAGGGAUCUCAUUAGGUGAUGAGGCUGUUGCCUGUGAUUCCUGAACCUAGGAUUGGUCAGCAGGCAGUGAGUACAAGCUAUAACAGACAAGUUAUGUACCAUUUGUUCAGAUGUCUAGUUUUUACAUUUUAAAUCAGGUUUUUCAUUUACAAUCAGUCUGGCGAUUUCUGUUUGACUAUAGACUAAUAUGCUGGUUGGCUUUAAAAGGGGGAGCUAUCCUUUGAUCACACUUUUGCCUGACUUAUUGCUCCCCUGUGACUGUGAGCUUUAUAAAUACCAUUCAUUUGGGGCCUACAACAGUA